AUGGAACCAACAGGCCCCGUGUCUCGCUCUCCGAACAAAUCACUCCCUCCUCUGGAGCUUCGUGACUCGAUGACCACGACCCGGACACCUGCACUAUCAAUGGCUUCUCGACAAUUUUCUGGGAACGAACCACACAUGACAGAGCGGCUGACAAGUAUUUCCUCUUCAUAUUCGGUCAAUAUCACACGCAAAGAUGUCUCCCAACUUAUUGGGACUCCGCAAAAUUCGGCCUGUCCGAAGCCAACUGCAACGCCCGAGAUUGGAUGCACUGAGCUGACAGUGUGUGUGUCGGACAGAGAAGAUGCCUUGUCGGCCACUUCGAGUGAAUCCAGGUCGGACAUGAUGAUCGGGGAGAAAAAUGACUACCGGCACGGUGUUAACGGUUAUACCAAGGAAGCAGAAUGCGGCCAAACGAACGGUUUGGAAGUACACGAUAGUGAGAGAUUUGGUAAACAUUUGAAAGAGUAUACGGAUUGCUA
This is a messenger RNA of Opisthorchis viverrini, 479 nucleotides long. RefSeq lists its product as hypothetical. The transcript is spliced from 2 exons. The annotation marks the transcript as partial. NCBI's taxonomy places the organism in Eukaryota, Metazoa, Platyhelminthes, Trematoda, Opisthorchiida, Opisthorchiidae. The record is from RefSeq and is a predicted model, not a curated record.